Ostertagia ostertagi is the source of this 207-nucleotide messenger RNA. The record is from the annotation of a GenBank genome assembly. NCBI's taxonomy places the organism in Eukaryota, Metazoa, Nematoda, Chromadorea, Rhabditida, Trichostrongylidae.
UUAUUGUUGGAACGCUUCUGAUAGUGGCAUGCUGCUUGAUGCUGCAUGUUUUCCCCAGACUCGCAAACACCUUACGUUUGGUUCCGCAUUUGCACUGGAUUGUGGUUGAAGAUGGAAACGAAACAGUCCCUUAUGUUGGAAAAAUUCUCGAACGAUCCACCCUACCUUUCACCUACUUUGCUGCACAAACUCCAGCGGAUCAUCCAG